Messenger RNA from Miniopterus natalensis, 1445 nucleotides. It is a transcript of the gene DOK3, whose product is annotated as docking protein 3. Gene Ontology annotation, cellular component: cytoplasm. Gene Ontology annotation, biological process: Ras protein signal transduction; positive regulation of MAPK cascade; cell surface receptor protein tyrosine kinase signaling pathway. Lineage: Eukaryota; Metazoa; Chordata; Mammalia; Chiroptera; Miniopteridae. The record is from RefSeq and is a predicted model, not a curated record.
CUCUGGACGGAGGGAGGGGAAGUGGCCAGAAGGGGAAGUGUGAGGAGUUCCCCUCGGCCUGUCACCAGUCUCCUCAGGCAUUCGGAGUGGCGGCCCUGGGGCCCGCCGCGGCCAUGGAGCCUCUGGAGACCCCCGUCAAGGAUGGCAUCCUCUACCAGCAGCACGUCAAGUUUGGCAAGAAGUCCUGGCGGAAAGUGUGGGGUCUGCUGUAUGCAGGGGGCCCAUCAGGUGUGGCGCGGCUGGAGAGCUGGGAAGUCCGGGAUGGUGGCCCCGGGCCAGCUGGUGACAGGUCUGCAGGUCCUAGCCGACGGGGAGAACGGCGGGUCAUCCGCCUGGCUGACUGCGUAUCAGUGCUGCCAGCUGACGGUGAGAGCUGCCCCCGGGACACUGGUGCCUUCCUGCUCACCACCACCGAGAGAAGCCACCUCCUGGCCGCACAGCACCGUCAGUCAUGGAUGGGUCCCAUCUGCCAGCUGGCCUUCCCGGGCACAGGGGAAUGUUCCUCUGGAUCAGGGGAGGCAGAGGCUCCCAAGCGGGGCCUGGUCCCCAUGGAAGAGAACUCCAUCUACUCUUCCUGGCAGGAAGUGGGCAAAUUUCCGGUGGUGGUGCAGAAGACAGAGGCAGCUAUCCGCUGCCAGCUGAAGGGGCCCUACGUCCUGCUGCUGGGCCAAGAUGCCAUCCAGCUGAGCGAGCCAGCCAGCCAGCAGGCCCUCUACACCUGGCCCUACCACUUCCUGCGCAAGUUUGGCUCCGACAAGGACGUGUUCUCCUUCGAAGCUGGCCGCCGUUGUGACUCAGGUGAGGGCCUCUUUGCCUUCAGCAGCCCCCGAGCUCGAGACCUGUGUGGGGUCGUGGCGGCCGCCAUCACCCGCCAGCGGGAGCGGCUGCCUGAGAUUGUGGGGCCCGGGCCCAGGCCCUGCCCCUUGCCUCGGGCCACCUCGCUGCCCUCACUUGAGCCCCCUGGAGAGCUGCGGGAGUUGCCCCCUGGGCCUGAGCCUUCAGGCUCUCGUAGGGCACGCCUGGCAGACCCUGGGCCGCAGAGCCUGCCCCCGCUGCCUGUGGAGACUGGGCUGUAUGCUGCCGUGUGCAAGCCAGCCAGCGGGUCCCUGGCCGCCACCGAGCACCUCUACGAGAAUCUGUCUGGGCUGGAAGCUGGCCCCACACCACUUGACCUGGGGAGUCCUGCACAGGAGAGCCCAGGUGGCUGCAGUCCCCCGGCCAGCCCCAUCUACCACAACAGCGAGGACCUGGGCUUUCCUGGCCCAGCCCAUGACAGCAGCCUGGAGGCCCAGUACAGGCGGCUGCUGGAGCUGGAGCUUGGCGACAAUGGCGAUGAGGCUGGAGUCUCGGGCCGCCCCGGUGCCCAUACUGGCUUCAAGGCCAAGUUGGUGACACUGCUGAGCCGAGAGCGGAAGAAGGGCCCAGUCCCCUGCGACCGGCCCUGA